UCCAUACGUGGCAAGGAGGCUGCAGGGAGGUGUGUGCGAGAUGGCGAGCCUUCUGCGCGUUGCUGUCAGCGGGUGCUCGGCUCCUGUUCUCGGCAACGUGUUACCACCUAAAGCACAUUCUGCAGCAAUGCCUUACUGGCGAAUAUUUAGAACCCAGCAGAUGCUCAUGUCUCAGGCGGCUCCAAAGCCAGGAAUUCCUUAUAAGCAGCUGACUGUAGGUGUCCCCAAGGAGAUAUUUGAGAAUGAGAAGAGAGUGGCUCUAUCACCGGCUGGAGUUCAAGCCUUGGUCAAACAAGGUUUCAAUGUUGUGGUGGAAUCUGGUGCAGGAGAAGCUUCCAAAUUUUCUGAUGACCAUUACAGAGAAGCUGGAGCAAAGAUCCAGGGGACCAAAGAAGUCCUGGCUUCUGAUUUGAUUGUCAAAGUGAGGGCUCCUAUACAUAACUCAGCUCUAGGUGUACAUGAGAUAGAUCUUUUUAAGACAUCGGCUACCCUGAUUAGUUUUAUCUACCCGGCACAAAAUCCAGACCUCCUGAAAAAACUUGCAGAAAAAAAGACUACUGUCUUGGCUAUGGAUCAGGUUCCACGGGUCACCAUUGCUCAGGGAUAUGAUGCACUUAGCUCCAUGGCCAACAUUGCUGGAUACAAGGCUGUGGUACUUGCAGCAAAUCACUUUGGUCGCUUUUUCACGGGUCAGAUCACAGCUGCUGGUAAAGUUCCUCCAGCAAAGGUCUUGAUCAUUGGAGGAGGAGUUGCUGGCCUGGCCUCUGCAGGAGCAGCUAAAGCAAUGGGUGCAGUGGUUCGUGGAUUUGAUACUAGAGCUGCAGCUCUGGAACAGUUUAAGUCUCUUGGUGCAGAGCCUUUGGAAGUAGACGUAAAGGAAUCUGGAGAGGGACAAGGCGGUUAUGCUAAAGAAAUGUCCAAGGAAUUUAUUGAAGCUGAAAUGAAACUCUUUGCCAAACAGUGCCAAGACGUUGAUAUUAUCAUCACUACAGCGCUUAUCCCAGGCAAAAAAGCUCCUGUCUUGUUUAAGAAAGAUAUGAUUGAAUCAAUGAAGGAAGGUUCGGUUGUGGUGGAUUUAGCUUCAGAAGCUGGGGGAAACAUUGAGACGACAAAGCCUGGAGAGUUGUAUGUUCAUAAGGGUGUUACACACAUUGGCUACACAGACCUGCCUAGCAGAAUGGCUACUCAGGCCAGUACUCUGUAUUCCAAUAAUAUUAUCAAACUUUUAAAGGCUAUUAGUCCUGACAAAGAGAACUUUUACUUUGAUCCAAAAGAUGAAUUUGAUUAUGGGACUCUGGAUCAUGUUAUUAGAGGAACUGUAGUAAUGAAGGAUGGCAAGGUGAUUUUCCCAGCACCUCCACCUAAUAACAUUCCUCAAGGAGCCCCUGUGAAGCAGAAGACGGUAGCAGAGCUGGAAGCAGAAAAAGCAGCUACUAUUACACCUUUUAGAAAAACUAUGACUAGUGCAUCUGUAUACACAGCAGGUUUAGCCAGCAUGUUAGGACUGGGCAUUGCAGCUCCUAAUGCUGCUUUCACACAAAUGGUGACAACAUUUGGCCUUGCUGGAAUAGUGGGGUACCAUACAGUGUGGGGUGUGACUCCUGCUCUUCACUCUCCACUCAUGUCAGUGACUAAUGCUAUCUCAGGACUAACUGCAGUUGGUGGGCUGGUACUGAUGGGAGGAAACUAUCUCCCUGAAAACACUCCUCAAAGUUUAGCAGUGCUUUCAACCUUUAUCUCUUCAGUUAAUAUUGCAGGUGGUUUUCUGGUUACACAGAGAAUGCUGGAUAUGUUCAAACGUCCCACAGAUCCUCCUGAGUACAACUACUUGUACCUACUACCUGGUGGUGCAUUUGUAGGAGGCUAUGCAGCUGCUCUCAGUGGUGGCUAUAACAUUGAACAGAUUAUGUAUCUGGGCUCAGGCUUAUGUUGUGUUGGUGCCCUGGCUGGUCUGUCCACCCAAGGAACAGCUCGUCUUGGAAAUGCUUUGGGUAUGAUUGGUGUUGCUGGAGGUUUAGCAGCGACUCUUGGAGGCCUUAAACCCUCACCUGAAUUGUUGGCGCAGAUGUCAGGUGCAAUGGCACUUGGUGGUACCAUAGGUUUGACGAUUGCUAAACGCAUCCAGAUUACAGAUCUGCCCCAGCUCGUGGCUGCUUUCCAUAGCUUGGUCGGGUUGGCUGCUGUGCUCACCUGUGUAGCAGAAUACAUCAUUGAAUAUCCUCACUUUGCUGUUGAUCCUGCCGCAAACCUCACCAAGAUUGUGGCAUACCUUGGCACAUACAUCGGUGGAGUGACCUUCAGUGGCUCUCUUGUUGCUUAUGGAAAACUGCAAGGUAUCCUGAAUUCAGCACCACUGCUCCUGCCUGGUCGACAUGCAUUGAAUGCAGGAUUGCUGGCUGCAAGUUUCGGUGGAAUGAUUCCAUACAUGAUUGAUCCUAGUUACACUACAGGAAUUACUUGCUUAGGUUCUGUGUCAGCUCUCUCAGCCAUUAUGGGUGUCACUUUAACAGCAGCUAUUGGAGGUGCUGACAUGCCUGUAGUUAUUACUGUCCUGAACAGUUAUUCUGGAUGGGCUUUAUGUGCUGAGGGCUUCCUACUGAACAACAACUUACUGACCAUUGUUGGUGCACUCAUUGGCUCCUCUGGUGCCAUCCUUUCUUACAUCAUGUGUGUGGCUAUGAACCGUUCCCUUGCAAAUGUGAUUCUUGGGGGCUAUGGCACCACAUCAACAGCCGGUGGGAAGCCCAUGGAAAUUACUGGAACCCACACAGAAAUAAAUGUGGACAAUGCAGUUGAAAUGAUAAAGGAAGCCAGUAAUAUUAUCAUUACUCCAGGUUAUGGUUUGUGUGCAGCAAAAGCUCAGUACCCCAUAGCUGAUCUGGUGAAGAUGUUGAGAGAACAAGGGAAGAAUGUCAGAUUCGGAAUUCACCCUGUGGCUGGCCGCAUGCCUGGUCAGCUGAACGUACUACUAGCAGAAGCUGGUGUUCCCUAUGAUAUUGUACUGGAAAUGGAUGAGAUCAAUGAAGACUUCCCAGAUACUGACUUGGUCCUUGUAAUUGGUGCAAAUGAUACAGUUAAUUCAGCAGCUCAGGAAGAUCCAAACUCUAUUAUAGCUGGAAUGCCAGUUCUUGAGGUCUGGAAGUCCAAACAGGUCAUUGUAAUGAAGAGGUCUUUGGGAGUUGGUUAUGCAGCGGUGGACAAUCCGAUCUUCUAUAAACCCAAUACUGCCAUGUUGUUGGGAGAUGCUAAGAAAACUUGUGAUGCCCUGCAGGCCAAAGUCAGGGAAUCAUAUCAAAGCUAAAUACUGAUUUAUAUGCAACUCAUGAUUGCAACUACAGUUGUGUCACAGAGGUCAUAGAAAACAGAAGAAUCUCUUCCUGUCAUAAUGCAGCCGGCAUUUGGAGAAGACCGCAUUGACUCUUAGGAGAUGUAGUUCAGUUAGGGAAUGUAGACUUCUAUGAAAGGAUGGGCAAGUUAGCUCUUCAAACUAAAUCUCCCAUGAGGCAAUGCUUUAAGGAACAACAAUGUGC
Molecule: messenger RNA, 3530 nt
Organism: Chaetura pelagica (chimney swift)
Lineage: Eukaryota; Metazoa; Chordata; Aves; Apodiformes; Apodidae
Gene: NNT
Product: nicotinamide nucleotide transhydrogenase
Exons: 21
Coding region: 41-3301 (1086 amino acids)
Biological process (GO): NADPH regeneration; proton transmembrane transport
Cellular component (GO): mitochondrial inner membrane
Molecular function (GO): NADP binding; NAD binding
Source: RefSeq, a predicted model, not a curated record